This is a messenger RNA of Ananas comosus (pineapple), 1850 nucleotides long. RefSeq names its product U-box domain-containing protein 9. The record is from RefSeq and is a predicted model, not a curated record. Gene Ontology annotation, cellular component: cytoplasm; nucleus. NCBI's taxonomy places the organism in Eukaryota, Viridiplantae, Streptophyta, Magnoliopsida, Poales, Bromeliaceae. The transcript has 2 exons. The coding region runs from base 142 to 1575 and encodes 477 amino acids. Gene Ontology annotation, biological process: protein ubiquitination. Gene Ontology annotation, molecular function: protein binding; ubiquitin-protein transferase activity.
UUCCCUUCUCCUUCGCCUCCUCUUCGCGAGCGAUGAAGGAGAGAGACGACGACGACGAAGAAGAAGAAGAAGAAGAAGAAGAAGAAGCAGAAGCCCCGGAGGGAUCGACGACGACGGAAACCCUAGUUUGAGCCCCGAUCCAUGGCGAAGCCCGGCGCCGCGGCGGCGGCGGCGAGGGCCGCCGCGGCGGCAGAGGCGGCGGCGGCGGCGGAGAGGCUGAAGAGGGAGCUGAGGAGGCUGGUCAUGGCGAUCGCCGCCGACGACGGCGCCGGCGCCGGCGCCGGCGGAGUGGGGGCGGAGGCGUUCGACGAGGCGGAGAGGGCGCUCGCGAGGCUGAGGGAGCUUAGGUUCGGGGGCGGCAAUGGGGGGUCGAGGGGGACGAGGAGUAGGGAGGAGGAGGGAGGUGGUGGACACGUGGCGGUCCCGGAGCACUUCCUGUGCCCGAUCUCGUCGGAGAUCAUGCGGGAUCCGGUGGUUCUCGCCUCGGGACAGACUUACGAUCGCGCCUUCAUUCAAGAAUGGCUGAACUCCGGCAAUCGGACUUGCCCGCAAACCCAGCAGGUCCUCUCCAACACCGUCCUCACUCCGAACCACCUAGUCCGAAGCAUGAUCUCUCAAUGGUGCGUCGACCACGGGAUCAGUCUCCCCCCUCUCGACAACCAAUACGAAGGCCUAGUCACCCGGAACGACCGCGAGGAAUUCAAUAGAUUGCUCGACCGGAUAUCACCUUCCUCCACCGCCGUCGAUAAGAGGCAAGCCAUUCGAGACCUCCGCCUUUUGACGAAGCGGAAUCGAUCUUUUCGCGCGGUUAUAGGAGAGAAGCCCGACUCGAUCUCUCAAUUGCUCUCCGCCCUCUCUGAGAACAGAAGCCCGGAAGUGAUAGAAGACAUAGUGACGACGAUCCUAAACCUUUCGAUCCACGAUAGCAACAAGAAGAUCCUCGGAGAAAACCCUAACGUGAUCCCGAUGCUCAUCGACGCGCUGUAUUCGGGGACGAUGGAGGCACGCAGCAAUUCCGCGGCCGCGCUCUUCACGUUGUCGGCUUUAGAUUCCAACAAGUUGAGGAUCGGCGAACUCGGAGCCAUGAGGCCGUUGGUGGAUCUCCUCGAGGACGGAACCCUAACCGCGAAGAAGGACGCGGCCUCCGCCAUCUUCAACCUCUGCAUGGCGCACGAGAACAAGGCGAGGGCGGUGAGGGAAGGGCUGAUCGACGUGGCGGUGAGAUCCAUAACCGACCGAACCCUCGUCGACGAGCUACUGGCGAUCCUCGCCUUGCUAUCGAGCGACCGAGAGGCGGUGGAGGAGAUCGGGGAGGCGGGCGGAGUCCCUCUCCUGCUCGGGAUCGUGCGGGAGAACUCGUGCAAGAGGAGCACCGAGAACGCGGCGGUGGUUCUCUUCUCGAUGUGCAUGUAUGAUAGGUCAAAGUUAAAAGAAGUAGGGGAGGAUGAGAACUUGAAUGGCACAUUGGCCUGGCUGGCCCAGAAUGGCACUUCUAGGGCAAGGAGGAAGGCAGCAGGGAUCCUUGAGAAACUGAAGAAAGCUAUGAACAUGAACAACACACACUAUUCUUGUUAGAUGGUGGUGGUGGUGCUGGGGAGGUGUAAUUAGUGGGGGAAUAAGAGGCUCAAUUUGAUGAUAUGUAUAUAUAUAUAUAUAUAUAUAUAUAUAGAACCAUAUAUUGUCACAUUAGUGAUCAGAGUUUUUGGUGCCAAAAAAGGUUGGUUUUUACUGUGAAAUGCUGCUGAGGAAAUCUCCCAUCUUUUGUAGCUUAAUAAGUGAACAUAAUUUUUGCUUGUAACUUGUCACACUUCUUCUUGUUUUCAAUUUGUUACCAUGUCACCUUUUUUUCC